AUGCAAAUUUCCCGGGGCAAACAGCACUCGACCCAUCACUGCCUUCUAGCCUCCGCCAACUGCAGCCCUCGCUCGCCUUUGGCAACCCUGCCUGCAGCAGCGAUUCACGUUCGAGUAACGCCCACAAUCACGGGCCUACGCGCUGCAGAGAGUCGCCAGCAUGGACCGCGAUCGCGACGGUCGAGGUCGACGGUUAGUCCCAGAUUCGACGAUGGCGAGAUCAUUAGGUAUGGUGCCGGCGAGUCCUGGAGACCAACCCCACGAGGUGGCGACCGAUCCCCCAGGCGAACAUCACCGAGGCGAACCAGAAGCCCGAUCAGAGACCGACCUCGAAGCCCGAGACCCAGGAGCCCUCGCCCUCGCAGCCCUGGCAUGGCGGGCUCCGAUAGCUACGUGCCAGGACGUUACGUACCUCGUCGGCGUUCCCGUAGUGGAGGUGAUCGCUACCGCCGCGAACGCUCCAGAGACCGCGAGUCGCCCCGGAGACGCGAGCGCAGUCGCUCGCCGAUGAGAAGGUCGCCGCCUCCGCGACGUAGUCCGUCCCGUCGCGGCUCGCCCAUUCGUGAUCGACCGUACGAACGCCCUAGAUCUCCCCGCCGUGAUUGGAACAACGACAGAAAUCAGUCUCGCGACCGCAAUCGCGAUUGGGACCGGGACCGUAACCGCGAUAGAGACCGAAACUUCGAUAGGCGUGACGACAGGCGAGACGACAGGAGACGAUCACGGUCCCCCUUCGGCCGAGACCGCCGCGACAGGAGCCCUCCCGGAAAGAGCACACCAAUCGCCGCGCGAGGUGGCUCGUACAGACCGAGAUCUCGCAGUCCCCCGAACCGACGCGGAGAUAGAUAUGAUGGAUACAGACGAUCUUCGCCCCCGCGAGACUCUGGUGUCUCGUCGGCUCUGGUUUCACGGCCUACUUCGGAACGAGCAUCACCACGUCCUUCAUCGACCCGAGUUCGUUCUCCCCUGGCGUCACGUGAAGAGACCCCCCAGCCCGCGGCAACGUCGGGGUCGGCAUCCGUUCGAGACGCCCCUGGAUCAGUUCCCCACGAUUCUAACACUCCCUCGAUCAAGUCCCCACCGCGCGGACCGGCAGCACUUAGAGCGCCGCCGACCGGCCCAGCCUCUAACCGCAGUGGCAACGCAUCGCUGGCAUCGCCUGGCCCGACGGCCGCCAAACACCCACAGACGCCAGGUACUAUACCACAUCGAUCAGACACAACGAGUCCUUCCACAUCUAACCCACCCGCGGGCCCGCGAGGAUAUGUUGCCUCGGGCCGAGGAGGGUACCCAUCACGCGGCGGACGAGGAGGAUGGAGCCAGCCACCCUCCAGACAAGGGUCGAGCCUCUCCCAGCCGCCUACGCCUGGUGGACCAGCAGCGAUACCUACUGGGCCUCGCGGCGGCCCGGGGGGUGCGGCCUACGCGUCAGGGCCUGGUCAAGUACGUCCCUCUAAUCCACAUUCUCGUCCCUUUGCUCACCGUGGUCGUCGGCAGCGUCCAUCCCUUGCUCAGAGCCUCCUCUCAACCAUGCCACCGAUCGUGCCGGGCGGCAAGCUGGAGCCGUCCAUGACACCGCUCGCCCUAGGCGUUACGCGAGAACUCGAGCCCCACUACCGCAAGUUGCGCGACGAGGAGGAGAAGCUCCGCGAGGAGCUCAAGGCGAAGCAGGAGAAGGUUCGCAAGAGCCUGUACCUCUGGGACCGGUUGGAGCGGGAGUCGCGCGCGUGGGAGCUGCGCAGCGACUUGAGCGAGAAGAGCAUGAAGAACUUGGCGGGCGAGGGCAUGGGCGGCGCUGCGUUUUAG
Purpureocillium lilacinum is the source of this 1806-nucleotide messenger RNA. Lineage: Eukaryota; Fungi; Ascomycota; Sordariomycetes; Hypocreales; Ophiocordycipitaceae. The record is from RefSeq and is a predicted model, not a curated record.